Diorhabda sublineata is the source of this 5454-nucleotide messenger RNA. RefSeq lists its product as uncharacterized. Bases 436 to 3024 code for a protein of 862 amino acids. The transcript is spliced from 9 exons. Lineage: Eukaryota; Metazoa; Arthropoda; Insecta; Coleoptera; Chrysomelidae. The record is from RefSeq and is a predicted model, not a curated record.
GAACGUGAACGAUAUAUCGAUUCUUUGUCAAUGUUCUAUCGCCAUUUCAAAAUCGGUCAAUAAUAAUAAUAUACUUUAUAAAUAGGUUUAUAAUCAUGCAUUAAAUAAUAAAAAUAUGUAAAGUGCAUAAAAUAAUUUUCACUACUAUUCUCAAUCAUUUAUCAAUAUUAAAUUUUUUCAUAUAUAAUAUGACGUUUACACAUGCAUUCAUAUAACGUACUAUCAUAUACCACCACGGGAUACAUAUUGAGGAACGCUCUUUAUAAUUUUUAGGUAAAAGAAUUUCGACAGUAUGGAGUUACAAAUAGACAUCUUAAAAUCUAAAAUAUAAUUUUUGAUCACUGAAGACAAAUAACUACAGUGUAAUAUUGAGUAAAAUUUAAACAUAGAAACUCUUAAAGCUUUUGAUUUAAUUUGAUAGUGAAGCAAUUGGACAUGGAAACAGGAGCUGAAGAUCACCGAGGGGAUGAUUCAGAAGAUUCUAUCGAAAUGAAAGCUGCAAAAAGUUGUUUCAAAAAAAUAUCUAAGCAUAUUGUAACCUCACAUGUAAAGUUUGAUUUAAUCAGCUUGAAGUAUGCCAAAGACCAUUUUCUUUUUUGCAAUUCUGCUCAGAGAAAAGUAGUUUUACUAUAUAUGCACACUUCAAAAGAAGAAUUUUCCAAUAUAUUUAUGAAUAAAUUAAGAAAUCCAGAGAUAUCAGAUAUACUGUGUGAAAGUUUUGUUUUUAUGGGAUGGGAUUUAGACAACAAAGAAUGUCACUUCUCCCUAAAAGAAGCCCUAUUAGAAGUUGAAUUAGAACAUUUGUGUACCUUGGUAGACACUCAAACUUGUGCUGUUGUCAUUCUGCAAAAUAUAAAUGAACGAAUAAAAGUUGUAUCCUGUCUUAUUGAAGAAAGCCCAGAUGGAGUUGAAGAUACAUUCCUGUUAUGCUUGAAAAAUAGUCGCGAUUUUUUGAUUAUGCAAAGGAGAAUUGAGCACAGAGAUGAUUUGUCAGAGAAUAACGAUAUAGAUGCAGAAAAGUUUCAAGGAAUAAUGGCUGAUAUGCUGGGAGAUCGAGAUUAUGAUAGUUUUGCUUUUAAUCAACAUUCAUCUUUGAAAGAUAAGAUUGGCUUUGCCCUUUUUGGACAACCGAUGGAAGAAAAUGGUUAUUCUGAUAAUCAGAAUGAACAAAUUGACAAGAUUUUCAAAAGUAUCUUGAAACAUAACAAUUUGUAUGCUGAACAUAUAGAUCAAGUGGAAAUCUCUUUUAUAUAUAAUGUCAUGGAACCACUUCCAAAUGAAAAAAAAUCACGAGCCAAGAAAUAUCCAAAUUAUAAUCCAAAAGUUGACAUUAGUCCAGUUCCGAUAUUUGUUUUAAGAAAAUGUAAGGACUCUGAAGAUCCAUGCAGAAUAUUUAUAGAUGAAAUUGGUAGGGUUUAUGAUACUUGGCAAUUGUAUAUUGAAAAUAACAAACUGCCAGAAUGCAUAAUGAUCUUGCCAAAGAAUGGAAGAUAUGAAGUACAAGAAAAUAGAGUCAUAUUGGAGAGUCAUAAAUCUCCUGCAUGUAAUACAAGUAAAACAAUAUUAAAAACUGGAGAUAUUGUAAGUACUAUUGGAGGUGUUGGAUCUGGAGUACUUUUAUUGGGAGCAGGAGUGGCAAGCAUACCAGCUAUUCCAGCUAUAGCUGUCGGUGCAACUGUAGUAGGAACAAUAUCGGGAUUAUAUAGUAUUGCUAAGAAUAGUUUCCAUCUUGCAGAUCGUGUGAAGCAUGACGAAGAUCUAAAUUUCAAAAAUUCUGAAGCUCGAGGUAUUUACUUUAAUAUCCUUGCUGGAGCCGUCGGCUUUGUUGGUUUUGGUGCUAAUGCUUUAGUUUCUCAACUAGUUAGUCAAGGAGUCAACAUAGGGAAGGGAGUUGGAGCUGUGGUAAAUACCGUCGGUGUGGUUAAUAUUGGAGUCAGUGGUGCUAGUAUAAUAAAUUCAAGUUAUGAUGUAUAUGAUCAGUGGUUCAAUCGUAACCAUAAACCCAACUUAUUGACUAUCGUGCAGUUGAGCUCAUCGAUAUUAUUCUUUGGAAAUGCCGUUUACAAUUUCAAAUCUUGUAAAACUAUGAUUGAUGAAUCACAAGCUCAAGUUCUACAAGAUUAUCAAGAAUCAUUGAGGAGUAACAGGCACAGAAAAACUUUCAAUAAACUGAUGAAAGAAACUAUUAGACAGAAUGAAGGUAACCAAGUGAAAGGUAGAGCAGAAGUAAUCAAAACCAUAUGUAAUAUUCCUCAGAAAGAUGAAAUAUUUGCUGCUUUGACAAGAAACAAUAAGUUGAUGAACAAAAAAGAUAUAAAAUUCUCUGCAUCUAAUGGAGAAAUAAGUUUCAAUGGAAAAAUAGUUAAUAUUAACGAUUUUAGUGCCUUGAAUAAGCAACAAGCUGAAGCAUUUUUAUCAAACUUACCGACUGAAAACACGAUAUCUAGUAAUCAAACUACAAAUUUCAUAAACAAUUUUUCUUUGAACAGUUUAAAUUUGCCCAAUGUUGAAGAAUUCGCACAAUACUCUUUGCACCUCAUUGCUGCUUUCGGAAUAGAUAUACAGGGUAUGUUAGUGAAAACACUCAAAGAUGUCAUAGGCUUAACUAUUGAGUACUUUAAAGAUCUCUUGGAUGAAUUAUUUCCUAACAGAGGUGCCGAACAUCAUCUAUUGAACGUAGUUAUGGAGUAUUUUGGAGGUAAAGCUGCUGACUAUAUGAAAAAUUACAAUUUAUGGUGUCAAACUGGUAGUCCUUAUUACUACAAAGAGGAGUAUGUAGACAUACCUCUCCAAGAAACCGAAAGAUACAUUUGGAUUUUUUCGAAGAUCGUGAAAGUAUUUUGCAACGGUGGUAAUGUAUCGAAAUAUGACAUAAUGGAUAUUAUAAAACAUGUGGAAUCUUGGAUUUUCCGUAAGUUUUAUACAAAUCAAAGAAACGAGGAAGAAAACAGUCAGAGAGCAGCACAUUCGCCGAAACGAAAAGCUACCAAGUGCCUUAAAUGUGAUGGACGGUAUUUUCAGUGAAAAUUCCUGUAAAAAAAAUGAGUCUAUUACCUAAAGGGAAUACAAUAUUGAGUUAUUCUGAAGUAGUAAAUAUCUCGAUAGCUGAAAAAUAGAUCGGAGUGUCAUAAAUAAGAUGAACAAUUAUGUAGCUACAAGCAGUGAAAUAACAAAAAACAUGAAUUUAAUUAAUAAUUAAAAAAAAAUUUUAAAAAUUUACAAAAUGUUUCAAAAAUUUUUAAUGACAUUUUACACUUUAGGAUCCUAUAUUUCAGAAAAGGGAUACCGAAUAUUUUUUAAAAUAUAUAUGUAUUCAAUAAUUUAUUAAAACAGGUUUCUAAUGGAUGUUUUUUAUUACUAGUAAAAACAUAAUUUUCACUAUAUUAACGCAUGAGAGCCCAAAUUAUUUUUUUUGUCAACUUUAAAUAGUUUUUUUACAAACAUGUUACUAAACUAAUGCAAAAAGUACAUUUUUUUCCUAUAUGAACGUUUAUUUAAAAAAAACACUUGUUGCCAAAUGGCAAUGUUAGGCAGAAAUAAAUACAUUGCACUUUUUAUACAUUGUCCUCAUUAUGGAGCAGCAAUCCAUCACCUGUACGUCUUUUCUUUUUUUAUCUGGCACACUUAUCACAAUGUGGUCGAGUCUAUCGUAUCUAAUGUCAUCGCUUACCCUAACACUAUACUAUUUUUUAAUUUUACUUUCAAUUUGGAAGGAUUUGGAAGUCAUACAACAAAGAAAAGGAUUCGUUUUAGUUCGUAGUAGCCAUUCAUAUUGCGCACAAUAAUUCUAGGAAAAAAUUUAAGUUACUUUUGGUUUAGAAGCAACCAAACAUAGUCGAAUCAGCUGAUUGUAGUAAGAGUUUCCCAUUUUCUGUGCUGAAUUUAUCCUUACCACUUCCUGAUAUUUGUAGCUACUAUUUUUAAUUUUACUUUCAAUUUGGAAGGUUUGAGGGUAGUUUAAUGCUAUUUAUUGAAGUACUAGAUCUUCCGACAGAUACCUGGUUAAAUGCACUUGCACUAAUUCACAUUUAAAUUCCAGUUGAGUCAUUUUUCUUCCACUCUGUCUAUAAAGUAACCAGGCAUUUGUAGGAACCGUCUAUUAACCAGGUGAUUAUGUACCAUAACCAUUUUUUAAAUGAAUACUCACUAUCAAUUGAUAUUCUUGUCCAUAGAAUGGGUAUCCCCCAUAUCUUUAUUGUGUUUUUUCCCAGUUUUUGAGUAUAGUUUUAUUAUCAAGGUGGGAUGGAUACCAAAAUAGGUGCUCACUAUGGUAACUACUUUGUUGUCUAGCCAUCUAUUAAGAAAACCCCUAUUCGUGCACUUCUCUUUUAUAUUGUGUACUCAUGAUCUUUUUGUUGGGCAACGGACAGUCCUUUGGGAUCCUAUUAUCACAGAUAGCACCUGUUCCUGUAAAACCAUUCUCCCUAAGGUAGACUAACAGAUUGGAGUUUGUAAAAAGUUUAUCAAAGAAGUUGUAUGGCAAGUGUUUCUCCUUUGCUAUUUCUGUAUACUGUACACUUUCCAAAAAACUGUUCAUCUUCAGAACGGCAAUUUUUAUUUUUACCCUGGUAUAUAUAACAUCCAACAAAAUACCCAUAUGCAGCAUUGAUGCACCACAUUUUAAACCAAAACCUUAUCGGUUGUCUACGGAUGAUUGCUUACUUGGAUGACGGCCAAAAUAUUUGAUCAUUGAUUCAUCAUAGUUUAGGUUUUGUUCGGCGAGAUAUUUCUUAGGAAACCUUUGAUUCAGCAUAAUCAAGAGUGGCUCUAAUUUAAAAAGCUUAUUGUUUUUAUUGACUGAGUUGUUAUUCGCACAGUGAAUAAACUGUAAUAUUGCAUUCGAGACCAUAUUAUUGUGCAUAUCACCUUGGAUGUCUCAAUAACUUCAUUUUCCGGGGAGAAUGUUAUACCCACUAAGAACAAGUUGCAAAUGUUGGAAAACAUCUUCAUCGAAAAACAGGAGACAUAAUAUUGGUUGUAGUCUGGUUCGGGAAAGAAUUUAGAUGUAGGCUGAAGGUCGCCAACAGUCCAACAGUAAUUUUUUUCUAGUGAUAAUACGUUUUUAAUUCCCUAUUCCAAUGGUCUAUCUUCGGUGCUGUUUUUAAAGAUUUCUGUUUGAUCCGCUUAUGUAAAAUAUGGUUUCCUUUAGUAUUGAUAUCCAUCUGCUAAGACCAGCUAAUUUGCGAUCAGGAAGCCUAUCUAUGUUACAAUCAAUGUAAUCUUCAUCCUCCGAUUCUUCAUCAGUAAGAGAACUGUGUGCGGGGGUUUCAAUAUAUAUUGAGUUCACUGGGUAGUUCGUCAGAAUAUGCAAUUUGAAAAGCUUCCUCUAAAGAAAAGCCGCGCCUGAAAAAAAUUUGCAUAUUAUUUUACAUCAAAAAAUUGCCUUUUGCUAUAUAUCAAAAUUAAACAUGUGCAGGUGUUAUAUAAAUCAAUAAAGUUUCUUAUAAAAACAUG